Dipodomys ordii (Ord's kangaroo rat) is the source of this 1918-nucleotide messenger RNA. RefSeq names its product origin recognition complex, subunit 5 (gene Orc5). Gene Ontology annotation, molecular function: DNA replication origin binding. Gene Ontology annotation, biological process: DNA replication; DNA replication initiation. Gene Ontology annotation, cellular component: nucleus; nuclear origin of replication recognition complex. The coding region runs from base 121 to 1425 and encodes 434 amino acids. The transcript has 14 exons. Lineage: Eukaryota; Metazoa; Chordata; Mammalia; Rodentia; Heteromyidae. The record is from RefSeq and is a predicted model, not a curated record.
ACGACGGUCCGCUUUCCGGCGGGAGCGCCGGGGCGGGCUGCUGGUGCUGGAGGCUCUCCGUGGUGCCGCGGGUUUGGCGAGUUGCGGACCGCAAGGCCCUCCGCGCGGGUCCCCGCCGAGAUGCCUCCCCUGGAGCACGUGGUGCUGUGUCGCGAGGCUCAGGUGUCCACCUUGCAGUCCCUGUUCGGAGAGAGACAUCAUUUCAGCUUCCCAUCUAUUUUUAUUUAUGGACAUACUGCCAGUGGAAAAACUUAUGUAACACAAACUUUGUUGAAAACUUUAGAGCUUCCACAUGUCUUUGUGAAUUGUGUUGAAUGCGUUACCUUGAGGCUACUUUUGGAACAAAUUUUGAACAAAUUGAGUUACCUUAAUGCUUCAGAAGGAUGUUCUACUGAAAUAAUCUGUGAAACCUUUAAUGACUUUGUUCGAUUAUUUAAACAAAUAACCACAGUUGAAAGUCUCAAGACCCAAACUGUAUAUAUUGUUCUAGAUAAAGCAGAAUAUCUAAGAGAUAUGGAAGCGAAUCUUUUGCCUGGAUUUCUUAGGUUGCAAGAAUUGACUGAUAGAAAUGUGACUGUUAUCUUUCUCAGUGAAAUUAUUUGGGAAAAAUUUCGUCCAAAUACUGGAUGCUUUGAGCCAUUUGUCUUGUAUUUCCCUGAUUAUAGCAUAGGGAACCUUCAAAAGAUACUGUCUCAUGAUCAUCCUCCAGAGUAUUCGGCUGACUUUUAUGCCGCCUACAUUAAUAUUCUUCUUGGGGUUUUCUACACUGUCUGUCGGGAUUUGAAAGAACUUAGACACCUGGCUGCACUUAAUUUUCCUAAAUAUUGUGAGCCUGUAGUUAAAGGAGAAGCAGGUGAACGUGAUACUCGCAAACUGUGGAGAAAUAUUGAACCUCAUUUGAAGAAAGCCAUGCAGACUGUUUAUCUCAGGGAAAUAUCAAGUUCUCAGUGGGAAAAGCUACAGAAAGAAGACACUGAUCCAGGACAACUAAAAGGUCUCUCAGCAUAUACACAUGUGGAACUCCCAUACUACUCUAAAUUUAUUCUUAUUGCUGCUUACCUUGCUUCGUACAACCCAGCAAGAACUGACAAGAGGUUCUUCCUUAAGCAUCAUGGAAAAAUCAAGAAAACCAACUUUCUAAAGAAACAUGAAAAGACAAGCAAUCAUCUCCUUGGACCAAAGUCGUUUCCAUUAGACAGAUUAUUAGCAAUAUUAUAUAGUAUUGUGGACAGCAGAGUUGCUCCAACAGCAAAUAUAUUUUCUCAGAUUACCUCUCUAGUGACCCUUCAGUUGUUAAGUCUGGUUGGCCAUGAUGAUCAGCUUGAUGGACCAAAAUACAAAUGCACAGUUUCACUAGAUUUCAUCAGAGCUAUUGCAAGGACGGUGAACUUUGACAUAAUAAAAUACUUGUAUGAUUUCUUGUGAAAACAAGCUUCAAAGCCAUAUGGACAUUGUGACAAUGACUAAGCCAAGCUGUGUUCAUCCAACUCCUUAGCUGGCCAGGGAGAGGAGUUCUUUGGCUCUCUUGGAUUUGUCCAAACAGGUGCUGGCCCAGCAUGGAAUCUGAUGAAAAUAUUCUGAUUGGUCUGGGUAGAUGUGAGCAGAAGACUAUUUACCAGGGACCCUGGAGUAUUUGGAAGCAACGUGUUAAUUAUAAACAGCAGGGUUUGAGCACAAUCUGUUCUACUCUUAAUGAUGUUAUCUUAACACUGAAAUUGCCUGAAACCCAUUUACUUAGGACUACAUUUUGCUCUGUGAACUAUCCCCUGCGCUUUGAACGUGCCAGCAGCCCUUGUUUAUAUGCCCAGUCUUUUCACUUCCUCUCCAUAGGAGCCUGUAUGGUUGCUUGCCAAAGCAGAUUUCCUAAGGCCAUUAUUUUAAAAGAUCAUAGUUGCAAAAUAUAAUAAAAUAUUUUUAA